CUCCACCAUCCCCUUCAUCGUCUGCACCUACCUGGCCCAGGACUGGUACUUCGGGGACCUGGGGUGCCGCAUACUGCUCAGCCUGGACCUGCUCACCAUGCACGCCAGCAUCUUCACCCUCACCCUCAUGUGCACCGAGCGCUACCUGGCCGUCACCCGGCCCCUGGACACUCUGAAACGGUCCCAUGGCUACCGGAAGGGGGUCUGGUCGGUCUCACUGCUCCUUACUCUGCCCAUGAUGCUGAUGGUCACCCUGACCGAGGGGGGCAAGGCGGAGGGCAAGGUGAAGAGGAUGUGCGCGCCCACCUGGAGCGUGGACGCCUACCGGACCUACCUGACGGUGCUCUUCAGCACCAGCAUCAUGGCCCCGGGAAUCAUCAUUGGCUUCCUCUACACACGUCUGGCCAGGACCUACCUGGAGUCCCAGAGGAACCCCCCCCACAAGGAGAAGAGCAAGAGAUCCCCCCGGCAGAAGGUCCUCAUCAUGAUUUUCAGCAUCGUGCUGGUCUUCUGGGCCUGCUUCCUGCCAUUUUGGAUCUGGCAACUGGUGCGACUCUACAGCAGCUCCCUGCAGCUCACCACCCAAACCCAAAAGUGCAUUAACUACCUGGUGACCUGCCUGACCUACAGCAACAGCUGCAUCAACCCUUUCCUCUACACCCUGCUCACCAAAAACUACCGGGAAUACCUGCGCAACAGGCACCGCAACUUCUACAGGUUCACAUCCUCCUUUCGCAAGAGGGGCUCCAACCUGCAGUGCUCCUGGGGACGGUCCAUGUCCUCCAGCAACCAGUAUGACUACAGCUCGGAGGCCCUGGGCAUGGCCACGCUGAAGGACAAGUGAGGAAGAGGAGGCGCUUUGGAGACACCAGGACCAGCAGAGCGUCUGGCCAAGG
Molecule: messenger RNA, 896 nt
Organism: Antrostomus carolinensis (chuck-will's-widow)
Lineage: Eukaryota; Metazoa; Chordata; Aves; Caprimulgiformes; Caprimulgidae
Product: urotensin-2 receptor
Exons: 1
Coding region: 98-844 (248 amino acids)
Biological process (GO): G protein-coupled receptor signaling pathway; regulation of blood pressure; blood vessel diameter maintenance
Cellular component (GO): plasma membrane
Molecular function (GO): urotensin II receptor activity
Source: RefSeq, a predicted model, not a curated record